This is a messenger RNA of Plenodomus lingam JN3, 309 nucleotides long. NCBI's taxonomy places the organism in Eukaryota, Fungi, Ascomycota, Dothideomycetes, Pleosporales, Leptosphaeriaceae. The record is from RefSeq and is a predicted model, not a curated record.
AUGGUCUACGGAUGUAGCCGUACCCAUUUCGAGGCUUCCGGACAUUAUAGGGAAGCAAACGAGCAAGCUUAUUCCAACAAACAUGGCCGUACUGACUGUGGUAUAGAGAUUUCCAAGAAGGAAAUGGAUGAUCUUGGUCUUUUCGCGAGUAUCCUCGGACACAUUGGAGAUGGCAAUUUCCAUGAGAGCAUCAUGUAUAACAGCAAAGACCCCAAAGAACGCGCGGCCGUCGAGAAGUGUGUACAUGAUAUGGUCGAUCGCGCUCUGGAAAUGGAGGGCACCUGCACUGGUAUGAUGAGAAAGACGUAA